Molecule: messenger RNA, 2108 nt
Organism: Medicago truncatula (barrel medic)
Lineage: Eukaryota; Viridiplantae; Streptophyta; Magnoliopsida; Fabales; Fabaceae
Product: transcription factor GTE12
Exons: 10
Coding region: 286-1848 (520 amino acids)
Molecular function (GO): protein binding
Source: RefSeq, a predicted model, not a curated record
CCCAAACAUAAAAAUAAAAGUCAAAUAUCAUAUCUCACUCACAUCACACGCGUAGUGAGAGAUAUAACUCAAAACCCUAAAUCGCUUUUUUUCACACUGCCGGUGUUUCUCUUCGACAAAGGUUUCGCAUCGCAGCCCAUCAUAUCUGCUUCAGUCAAGGCUGUCCAGUCUUCACAUGGAAUGAUAGCUUACCUGAUUUCCUUGUGUCAGAGGAGUUAGAGCAUUCUGGCUUUUGAGAACUUGGAAAUUUAGAGAGUGACCUCGCACUCACCGGUUUUUAUCACCAUGAUUGCCACAGAGAUUAUUGCACCAGCUACAAAGUUGAAGAUCAAGUUCUCCACCAAAAGGAUAGAAGUUGUUUCUGGGCCAAAAUGUCAGUUUGGAGAGAAAGUGUCUCAACUUGAUGAAAAUGGACGUUGUAAUCCUAUCAAAAAGUCCUCUUUGCUAGGUUCAAAUAAAAGGGAACCAUCAGGGAAUAUUGAGGGUCCAAAGAAUAAAAGGCAGAAGCUUGAUCGGAAAGGGUCGCACAAGUGUGCUACAAUCCUCAAAUGCUUAAUAUCUCAUCCUUAUAGCUGGGUGUUUAAGACGCCAGUGGAUCCUGUAGCGCUGAAUAUUCCAGAUUAUUUUACUGUCAUAUCUCAUCCCAUGGAUUUAGGCACAAUUAAAUUCAAGUUGGAUAAAAAUAUUUAUUAUAGCAAAGAGGAGUUUGCAGCUGAUGUUAGAUUGACCUUUUCAAAUGCGAUGACAUAUAAUCCUCCAAGCAACGAUGUUCAUUUGAUGGCAAAGGAACUCAACAAAUUAUUUGAAAGAAAAUGGAAAGACAUGGAUAAAAAAUGGAACUUCGAAGAUGAGCAUGAGAAAAGUGAGACUGGAAUGAUUAAAGAAACUGUUAGAAAAAGUUAUGAUGUUACACAAUCCCGGCAUAAAGAUUCCUUUACCAAAAGCUCCCGGGCAUCUGAACACAAAGGAAUUCCCAAGAUUAGUUCAUUGGCAACAAGAGAUGCUAAAGUGGAGGUACCUAAGUUAUCACAGAUUCCUUGCAAACCACUUGAGAAGGACUUGAUUAAAGGAUCUGAAGAUAGGGAGACAACUACGUGCGGUGCUUCUGCUUUGAAACAGGACUGCCAGGCUAAAUGUACAUCACCUUUGCAGAGGAAAUCUGAUCCCGGUUCUGAUGGGGCUGUAAGUUCUUUAGAUAGUGAACACGCAUGUCCUAGUUCUCCGCAUGCAACUCUUGCUACUGACGCCUCUUCUGUUGAAGUGUGGAACACACCUGUUCUUCCUGUCCAGCUUUCACCUAAAAGGGCUCUUCGUUAUGCAAUGCUCAGAAGCCGCUUUGCGGGUACCAUAUUAAAAGCACAGCAGAACACUCUUCUCAAACAUGGCGAUAAAGGAGAUCCUAUGAAAAUGCAGCUUGAAAAGGAAAGAUUGGAAAGGAUACAACGCGAAGAGCAAGCAAGGAUCGAAGCCCAAAUUAAAGCUGCUGAAGCUGCUGAAAGAACGAGGGCAGAGGAAGAAUUGAGGCAACAAAUUGAAAAGGAAAGAGAAGCUGCACGAGCUGCAAUAGAACAGAUGAAGAGAUCUGUUGACAUUGAACAUAAUUUGGAGGUUGUGAAAGAACUGGAGAGUUUGAGUGGGUGUAGGCUGUCUUACAAGGCCAUGGGCAGUAGAAAUGAUAACAGAGCUGCAAUGGAGAGGUUGGAUAAACUUCAGUUCGAGAACCCGUUGGAGCGACUUGGUUUGUUUAUCAAGGAUGAUUAUAUCGCAGAUGAAGAUGAGGAGAUUCUGAACGAAGUUGGAGGAGGAGGAGUAGUAGGAGGAAGCUGGGAAGAAGGGGAAAUUUUUUGAUACCUUUGAUCUGCCAGUAUUGACUGUUUAUAUCCUUUAGACAGGAAACGUACAAUAAUUAUAUAUGCAUAUUGCUGUAGAAUCAGGUCUUUGAUCAUGUGUGCCCUAUUGUUGGAACAUAAAGAAGUCCUGUUGGUAUCUACUUGGAGGAAUCCUCCGGCAAACUUAGAAAAACACUGUUAGACUUAGAAUUGUAUGUGAUAUAAAAAUGAUCAGAUUAUGCUAAAAACCAGAAGUAUUGAUCAGUUUUGUCUUAAAUA